UCAGCAAACGUUUAGCUGGAGCGUGAAUAAUUCAAGCGUGCACGAAGAGCUGUGCUUUCUGAAGAGACGAAACGCAAGAAUAAAAAAAAAAUAAAUCUUCAAACAUUCACAUCAGCCUUAGAGGACAAUGCAAGCAGCAGGAUUUGAAACAGAUUUGCAGAUGCACUCUCUUUAGGCAGGGAGAAUGCUCAUUAAAUGCAAGAUGCUUCUGUGGCUCGUGGGCUUGCACGGAGGUAGAGGUUUGCAAGACUGACGUAUCAGAUAAAGUCAGAGUGGUUACCACACCGACGGUGUAGCAGCUGCAUAAUAAAUGAUGGAGAGAAUCAUGUUAGGCAUGCCCACCUAACCUAACUUGAAUCAUGCGAAAGGGGAGCUGCUGGAAUUCAAAUAGACUUUCUGGUUCCCAGCAGUCGGCAGUAAUAGAAUGCUUUCAGGAAGAUGACAGAUGCAGGGGGAAGAUGCUGUUUUGCACUAUCUUGAUUUGUUACGGCAGCCAACUUAUUGGCAUGAUGGAGUGACAAGAAAAGCAGCUGGCAUGGAAGAUGAACGGGAAGAUGUUCAAAAGAAAACUUUCACAAAAUGGAUAAAUGCACAGUUUGCUAAGUUUGGAAGACGUCACAUUGAAGACCUUUUUAAUGAUUUUCGAGAUGGACGAAGACUUCUGGAGCUCCUGGAAUGCCUUACAGGCCAAAAAAUUGCAAAAGAAAAGGGCUCCACAAGAGUUCAUGCUCUAAACAAUGUCAACAAAGCACUCCAUGUCUUGCAGAGAAAUAAUGUUGAUUUGGUAAAUAUAGGAAGCUCAGACAUUGUGGAUGGAAAUCAUAAGCUGACCCUUGGUUUGAUCUGGAAUAUAAUCCUCCACUGGCAGGUCAAAGAUGUAAUGAAAAACAUCAUGGCUGGGCUGCAGCAGACAAACAGUGAAAUGAUUCUGCUGAGCUGGGUCCGCCAAUCGACUCGCAAUUACCCACAGGUCAACGUUAUCAAUUUCACCAGUAGCUGGUCUGACGGAUUGGCUUUCAAUGCACUCCUCCACAGCCACAGACCAGACCUGUUUGAUUGGAAUGCUGUUGCUUCUCAGCAGUCACCUGUACAACGAUUAGAACAUGCAUUCAACAUAGCCAGGCAACACCUGGGCAUAGAGAAACUCCUUGAUCCUGAAGAUGUUGCAACUGCCUGUCCAGAUAAGAAGUCCAUCUUAAUGUAUGUGACUUCACUGUUCCAAGUUCUGCCCCAGAAAGUCACCAUGGAAGCCAUCAGGGAGGUGGAGAUGCUGCCACGACGCUCAAGGGUCACUAGAGAAGAGCACAUAGAAGUACAUGAACAACAUUUCUCACAAGAAAUCACAGUCAGUGUACCCCAGGGACCUUCGCCUUCUCCUAAACCGCGGUUCAAAAGUUACGCAUAUGCACAAGCUGUGUAUGUCACAUCCCCUGACCAAAAAAGGAGGCAGGUUCCUCCACAGUUUUUAGAAACUGUUGAACAAAAGACAUUUAGCAGCACGCGGAUGGGGUCUGAAAUGGAUCUUGAAAACUACCAAACUGCUUUAGAGGAAGUACUCACUUGGCUUCUCUCUGCUGAAGAUUCAUUACAAGCACAAGGAGAUAUAUCCAAUGAUGUAGAAGUUGUUAAAGAACAGUUUCACACCCAUGAGGGAUUUAUGAUGGAGUUAACAGCUCAUCAAGGACGUGUUGGUAAUGUUUUGCAAGUUGGAAGUCAACUUCUAGCGAUGGGAAAACUUUCAGAUGAUGAAGAGAAUGAAAUCCAAGAACAAAUGAAUCUACUUAAUUCUCGAUGGGAAAGUCUCAGGGUAGCAAGUAUGGAAAAACAAAGCAAUUUACAUAAAGUUCUAAUGGAUCUGCAGAAUCAGCAGCUGGCCCAGUUAGCUGACUGGCUGACAAAAACAGAAGAAAGGACAAAGAAAAUUGAUUUGGAGCCCCUAGGUCCAGAUCUAGAGGACCUAAAGCGUCAAGUAGAAGAGCAUAAGGCAUUUCAAGAAGAUCUGGAACAGGAACAAGUCAAGGUGAAUUCUCUAACCCAUAUGGUAGUGGUGGUGGAUGAGAACAGUGGAGACAGAGCUACUGCUGCACUGGAAGAGCAGCUUCAGCACUUUGGAAAACGAUGGGCAGCAAUCUGCAGAUGGACGGAAGACCGAUGGGUCCUUCUGCAAGAUAUUCUUCGUAAAUGGCAGCAUUUUGCAGAAGAGCAGUGCCUUUUUGAUGCGUGGCUUACUGAGAAAGAGGAUGCUGUGACCAAAAUUCGUACAACUGGCUUUGAAGAUCAAAAUGAAAUGCUGACCAAUCUAAGCAAAUUAGCUAUCCUAAAAGGAGAUCUAGAAAUGAAAAGGCAAAUGAUGAGUAAGCUGAAGUUUCUCAGCCAAGAUCUCCUUGUAGCUGUGAAAAAUAAAGCAGUGGCUCAAAAGCUGGAAAGUCGUCUUGAAAAUUUUGCCCAGCGCUGGGAUAGCCUUGUGCAGAAGGUGGAGAGCAAUUCUAAACAGAUUUCGCAGGCUGUCACUACCACUCAGACAUCAGUAACACAGACAACUGUAAUGGAAACUGUAACUAUGGUGACCACAAGAGAACAAAUCCUGGUUAAGCAUGCUAAAGAGGAACUCCCACCACCUCCACCCCACAAAAAAAGGCAACUCCUUGUGGAUUCAGAAAUUAGGAAGAGGUUUGACUCUGACACAACAGAGCUCCACAGUUGGAUGACCCGCUCCGAAGCCGUGCUUCAGAGUCCCGAGUUUGCAAUCUUUCGAAAAGAAGGCAAUCUCUCAGAUCUCAGAGAACGAGUCAAUGCCAUCCAACGAGAAAAGCCUGAGAAGUACAGAAAACUGCAAGAUGCCAGCAGAUCAGCUGAGGCCCUGGUGGAACAGAUGGUGAAUGAGGGCCUGAAUCCUGACAACAUUAGACAAGCCUCAGAGCAGCUGAAGAGCCGCUGGAUUGAGUUCUGUCAGUUGCUGAGUGAAAGACUGGCAUGGCUGGAGUACCAAAAUAACAUCAUUGACUUCUACUCUCAGCUGCAGCAACUGGAGCAGACAACAAUUACUGCAGAAAACUGGCUGAAAGCACAACCCACACCAGCAACAGAUCCUGCUACAGUAAAAACUCAGUUGGAAAAGUGCAAGGAUGAAAUCAUCCGAAUGUCAACCCUUCAGCCUCAAAUUGAACGACUAAAGGCUCAAAGUCAAGCACUGAAAGAGAAAGAGCAAGGACCAGUGUUUCUGGAUGCUGACCUUGCUGCUUUUACCAGCCAUUUCAAACAAAUAUUUGCUGACAUGCAUGCCAGAGAAAAGCAGCUACAGACCAUUUGUGACAGUUUGCCUCCUGCACACUACAAAGAGACAAUGAACACUAUACUUUUGUGGAUCCAGCAGUCAGAAACUAAACUCUCCAUGCCUCAGGUUGCGGUUGCUGAAUAUGAAGUUAUGGAGCAGAGACUCAGAGAGCUCAAGGCUCUACAGAGUUCUCUCCAAGAGCAGCAAAAAGGCCUGAACUAUCUCAGCACAACUGUGGAGGAUUUGUCCAGGAAAGCCCCUGCAGACGUCAGUCAGAGAUACCGAUCAGAGAUUGAGGUGAUCCUCGGCCGCUGGAAGAAACUCUCAGCACAGCUGGUGGAACAUUGCCAGAAACUUGAGGAGCGUAUGACCAAGCUCCAGCGAUUCCAGAAUGACACUAAAACACUGAAGAAGUGGAUGGCUGAAGUGGAUGUUUUUCUGAAGGAAGAGUGGCCUGCCCUUGGAGAUUCAGAAGCACUGGAAAAACAACUUGAGCAAUGUACAGCUUUAGUAAAUGAUAUCCAGACAAUCCAGCCUAGUUUGAACAGUGUUAAUGAGGUCGGGAAGAAAAUGAAGAGUGAAGCAGAGCCAGAAUUUGCUUCCAGAAUAGAAUCAGAACUAAAAGACCUCAAUGCUCAAUGGGAACACAUUUGCCAACAGGCCUAUGCUAAGAAGGCUGCAUUAAAAGGUGGUUUGGAUAAGACUGUGAGUCUCAGAAAGGAUUUGUCAGAGAUGCAUGAAUGGAUAACACAAGCUGAGGAAGAAUAUCUGGAAAGAGAUUUUGAGUAUAAAACACCUGAUGAAUUACAGAAAGCUGUUGAGGAGCUGAAGAGGGCAAAGGAGGAAGCCAUGCAGAAAGAAGUGAAAGUGAAGCUUAUUACGGAUUCUGUUAAUAAUUUUAUAGCAAAGGCUCCACCUGCAGCCCAUGAGGCUUUGAAAAAGGAGCUUGAUGUUCUGAUUACCAGCUACCAGCAACUCUGCAGCAGACUGAAUGGAAAGUGGAAGACUUUGGAGGAGGUAUGGGCAUGUUGGCGAGAGUUGUUGUCCUAUUUGGAUGCAGAAAAUAAAUGGUUGAAUGAGAUUGAACUGAAACUCAAGGCAACUGAAAAUGUCCAGGGAGGUGCAGAAGAGAUUUCUGAGUCUUUAGAUUCUUUGGAACGUUUAAUGAGACAUCCAGAAGAUAAUCGCAAUCAGAUUCGGGAAUUGGCUCAGACCUUAACAGAUGGUGGAAUCUUGGAUGAACUGAUCAAUGAAAAACUUGAGAAGUUCAAUACUCGAUGGGAAGAACUUCAGCAGCAGGCCGUGAGAAGACAGAAAAGUCUUGAACAGAGCAUUCAAUCUGCACAGGAGACUGACAAAACCCUGCGCUUAAUCCAAGAGUCUCUUGCUGUUAUUGACAAACAGCUGACAGCCUACACUGCAGACAGAAUUGAUGCAGCACAGGUCCCUCAGGAAGCACAGAAAAUACAAUCUGAAUUAACAAGCCACGAGAUUAGUUUGGAAGAAAUGAAGAAACGAAACCGGGGUAAAGAUGCUGCCAAAAGAGUGCUUUCCCAAAUUGAUGUGGCACAGAAAAAGCUGCAGGAUGUGUCCAUGAAGUUCCGCUUGUUCCAGAAGCCAGCCAACUUUGAACAGCGCCUACAGGAGUGCAAAAGAAUUUUAGAUGAAGUGAAAUUGCAGGUGCCCAAGUUGGAGAUGAAGAGUGUUGAGCAGGAAGUAGUACAAUCACAGUUGGAUCACUGCAUGAAAUUAUAUAAAAAGCUGAGUGAGGUGAAGUCUGAAGUGGAAACAGUAAUAAAAACUGGGAGGCAGAUUGUUCAGAAGCAGCAGACAGAGAACCCCAAGGAACUGGAUGAAAGGCUUACAGCUUUGAAGUUGCAAUAUAAUGAGUUGGGUGCAAAGGUGACAGAAAAAAAGCAAGAGUUGGAGAAAUGCUUGAAAUUGUCCCGGAAACUACGAAAAGAAAUUAAUUCUAUGACAGAAUGGCUCGCAGCGACAGACGCAGAACUGACAAAGAGAUCGGCUGCGCAGGGGAUGCCGAGCAAUUUGGAUGCUGAAAUUGCCUGGGGCAAGGCAACACGGAAGGAGAUUGAGAAACGCCAGGUCCAGCUUAAGAGCAUCAGUGAUUUAGGAGAGAAUUUGAAGACAGUGAUGAAAGGAAAGGAAAGCCUAGUGGAGGAUAAAAUCAGCUUACUAAACAGUAACUGGAUUGCGGUAACUUCACGUGCUGAGGAAUGGUUCAAUCUGUUACUGGAUUAUCAAAAGCACAUGGAGGCUUUUGAUCAGAACUUAGCUAAUGUCACAACUUGGAUGUAUCGUGCUGAAAUACUGUUGGAUGAAUCUGAUAAACAAAAACCCCAGCAGAAAGAGGAAAUUCUUAAGCGCUUAAAGGCUGAGCUGAAUGACAUUCACCCAAAGGUGGACUCUGUGCGUGACCAGGCGAUGCACUUGAUGACAAACCGUGGGGAUCACUGCAGGAAAGUAAUAGAGCCUAAACUAUCAGAACUCAACCAGCGAUUUGCAACUCUAUCACAGAGAAUUAAAAGUGUAAAGCCCUUCAUUCCUGUGAAGGAAUUGGAGCAAUUUGACUUCGAUAUAAAAAAAAUGCUUGAACCACUGGAGGUUGAAAUUCAGCAGGGAGUGAACCUGAAAGAGGAGGACUUCAAUAAAGAUAUGAGUGAAGAGGAUGAGAGCACAGUGAAAGAAUUGCUGCAGAGGGGCGACAGGCUUCAAAAGGGAAUCACAGAUGAGAGAAAACGUGAGGAAAUAAAGACAAAACAACAGCUGUUACGGACUAAACAUAAUGCCCUCAAGGACUUGAGAUCUCAAAGAAGAAAAAAGGCUUUAGAGAUUUCUCAUCAGUGGUAUCAGUACAAGAGGCAGGCUGAUGACCUAAUGACAUGGCUGGAUGACAUUGAGAAAAAGUUAGCCGGUCUACCAGACCAGAAAGAUGAGCAGAAGCUAAAGGAGAUUGGUGGAGAAUUGGAGAAGAAGAAGGAAGAUCUGAAUGCGGUGCACAGGCAGGCUGAACGCUUGUCUAAGGAUGGGGCGGCAAAAGCAGUGGAGCCAACCCUGAUACAGCUCAGCAAGCGCUGGCAAGAUUUUGAGAGCAAAUUUGCUCAGUUUCGAAGACUCAACUAUGCACAAAUUCAAACAGUUCGUGAAGAUACAACUUUUGUGAUGACUGAAACUAUGACUGUGGAAACCACUCAUGUGCCUUCUACGUACCUGGCAGAGAUCCAUCACCUUCUGCAAGCCUUGUCUGAAGUAGAAGAGCGCCUUAAUUCUCCUGUUCUGCAGGCUAAGGAUUGUGAGGAUCUCUUCAAACAAGAAGAGUGUCUCAAGAGCAUUAAAGAUAGCCUGGGGAGACUGCAGGGUCGUGUAGAAAUUAUUCACAGUAAGAAGACACCGGCUUUGCAAAGUACUACACCAAAGGAAGCAGCAAAUAUACAAGAAAAACUGACUCAACUGAAUUCUCAAUGGGACAAAGUUAACAAGAUGUACAGGGAGCGGCAGGCACGGUUUGACAAAUCUUUGGAAAAGUGGCAACACUUUCAUAGUGACAUGAAGAGCUUUAAUCACUGGCUAACUGAAACUGAAGAGAAGCUGUCAAGAGCACAGAUAGAGGCUGGGGACGUGGGGCAUGUGAAAACCAAGCAAUUUAUCCAGGAGCUUCAGGAUGGCAUUGGGCGACAGCAAACUGUUGUCAAAACACUGAAUGUAACUGGUGAAGAGAUUAUUGAGCAGUCAUCAACAGCAGAUGCUAAAGUGCUGAAGGAACAACUGGCAAGUUUGAAUACCCGGUGGCAGGAAAUCUGCAAACAGCUGGUAGAGAAAAAAAAGAGACUAGAGGAAGAAAAGAAUAUUUUAUCAGAAUUUCAAGAGGAUUUGAACAAGUUGAUUUUAUGGUUAGAGGAAGCAGACAGUGUUAUUGGAAUUCCCCUUGAACCAGGGAAUGAAGACCAGUUGAGAGACUGCCUUAGCAAAGUAAAGUUAAGAGUUGAAGAGCUGCCGCCUCACAAGGGAAUACUGAAACGAUUAAAUGAAACUAGAGGAAUAGCACUUGGAAGUGCAUCACUGAACCCAGACAAAAAACAUAAGCUUGAGAGUACACUGAAGGAGGCUAACCAUCGUUUGUUAAAGGUGUCCAAAGAUCUUCCAGAGAAACAAAAAGAAAUAGAGAUUCUGCUAAAGGAUUUCGUUGAACUUGAUAAACAACUAAAUCAGGUGAUAUUGUGGGUAACGCCUGUCAAGAACCAGCUGGAGCUUUAUAACAGAGAGGGUCAGCCAGGAGCCUUUGAUAUUAAGGAAACUGAAGCAGCAGUGCAGGCUAAACAGCCGAAUGUGGAAGAGGUUUUGUCUAAAGGGUGUCAUUUAUAUAAGGAAAAACCAGCUACUCAUCCAGUAAAGAAAAAAUUAGAAGACUUGAAUGCUGACUGGAAGGCAAUACAUCACUUAAUUCAACAACUAAAGGAAAAGCCAGCAUUGUCAGCAUUUGGCCAAUUCUCUCCAGGUGUCUUAACUUCUGGUGAAACUGUUGCUGUGGAUACACAAACCAGGGUAACCAAGGAAACCAUCACCUUCAAACCAGAAAUGCCAUCUUCUGUGCUUUUGGAGAUUCCAGCUUUGGCUGACUUCAAUAAGGCAUGGGCAGAACUCACUGACUGGCUUUCUCGACUGGAUCGAGAGAUAAAAUCUCAGAGAGUGGUAGUAGGUGAUCUUGAUGACAUCAACGACAUGAUCAUCAAACAAAAGGCCAUACUACAGGAUCUGGAGCAAAGACGUCCCCAGCUGGAUGAACUAAUAACUGCAGCACAAAACCUAAAAAACAAGACGAGCAAUCAAGAGGCCAGAACAAUAAUUACUGACCGCAUUGAAAAGAUACAGAGCCAGUGGGAUGAAGUGCAUGGAUACCUUCAAGGCCGGAGACAGCAGCUUCAUGAGAUGUUAAAGGAUUCAACACAGUGGCUAGAAGCUAAGCAAGAAGCUGAGCGAGUUCUUGAACAAGCAAAAGCUAAGCUUGAGUCGUGGAAAGAAAUUUCCUACACCGUGGAAGCUCUGAAAAAGCAGAACACUGAGCUUAAGCAAUUUUCAAAAGAAUUACGACAAUGGCAAAUAAAUGUAGAUGUGGCAAAUGACUUGGCACUUAAGCUGCUCCGCGAUUAUUCGGCAGAUGACACCAGAAAAGUACAACUGAUGACAGAUAACGUUAAUGCGGCAUGGGCUGCCAUUAAUAAAAGGGUUGGUGAGCGUGAAGCGGCCCUAGAAUCAGCCCUAAGAAUGUUGCAGCAAUUCUACCUGGAUCUCGAAAAGUUCCUUGCUUGGCUUACAGAAGCUGAAACAACUGCAAAUGUCCUGCAGGAUGCUACACACAAAGAAAAGACGCUCGAGGAUGCCAAAACAGUUCGGGAGCUCAUGAAACAGUGGCAGGAACUACAGGCGGAAAUUGAUGCUCACACUGACAUCUUUCACAACCUGGAUGAAAACGGGCAGAAAAUCCUGAGGUCCCUUGAAGGCUCUGAAGAUGCAACCCUAUUGCAGAGACGCCUGGAUAACAUGAACCUCAGAUGGAGUGAACUUAGGAAGAAAUCUCUAAACAUUAGAUCCCAUUUGGAAGCCAGUACCGACCAGUGGAAGAGAUUGCAUCUCUCUCUGCAGGAACUUUUAGCAUGGCUGCAGUUGAAGGAGGAUGAAUUAAAACAGCAAGCGCCCAUUGGUGGAGAUCUUCCCACUGUGCAGAAACAGAAUGACAUCCAUCGGACUUUCAAGAGGGAGAUAAAAACAAAGGAACCUGUUAUCAGGAGUGCACUUGAGACUGUGCGAAUCUUCCUCACUGAGCAGCCUGUGGAAGGACUGGAGAAGAUCUGCCCAGAACCAAGAGAUCUGUCACCUGAGGAAAGAGCCCACCAUGUCACUAAACUUCUCCAAAGGCAAGCAGAUGAUGUCAGAACUGAGUGGGAUAAGCUGAAUCUGCAGUCUGCUGAUUGGCAAAAGAAGAUAGAUGAUGCUCUUGAAAGACUGCAGGCCCUUCAAGAGGCAAUGGAUGAACUGGACCUGAAACUACGCCAGGCUGAAGCAUUCAAGGGAUCCUGGCAGCCUGUGGGGGAUCUGCUAAUUGACUCUCUGCAGGAUCACUUAGAAAAAGUCAAGGUUUAUCGAGCAGAACUUGUACCCCUUAAAGAAAAAGUGCAUCAAGUCAAUGACCUUGCUCACCGGUUCACUCCCUCUGAUAUCCAACUCUCCCAGUACAAUCUCAGCUGUGUGGAAGACCUGAACACCAGGUGGAAGGUGCUACAGGUGGCCAUUGAUGAGCGCAUCAGGCAACUGCAUGAAGCUCACAGGGAUUUUGGCCCCACUUCCCAGCAUUUUCUUACCACUUCUGUCCAAGGCCCCUGGGAGAGGGCAAUCUCACCAAACAAAGUGCCGUAUUAUAUCAACCAUGAGACGCAAACGACCUGCUGGGAUCAUCCUAAGAUGACUGAGCUUUACCAGUCAUUAGCUGACCUGAACAACGUCAGGUUCUCGGCGUACAGGACUGCCAUGAAACUCCGCAGGCUGCAGAAAGCCCUCUGCCUGGAUCUCCUGAGUCUGUCUGCUGCAUGUGAUGCCUUGGACCAGCACAACCUCAAACAAAAUGACCAGCCGAUGGAUAUUCUGCAGAUCAUUAACUGCUUGACCACCAUUUACGAUCGACUGGAACAAGAGCACAAUAACCUGGUCACCGUUCCCCUUUGUGUGGACAUGUGCCUCAACUGGCUGCUGAAUGUCUACGACACGGGUCGAACAGGAAGGAUCCGUGUCUUAUCCUUCAAAACUGGUGUUGUAUCCCUUUGUAAAGCACACCUGGAAGAUAAAUAUAGAUACCUGUUCAAGCAAGUGGCAAGCUCCACUGGCUUCUGUGACCAGCGCCGGCUGGGGCUGCUGCUGCAUGACUCCAUCCAGAUCCCGCGGCAGCUGGGGGAAGUGGCCUCCUUCGGGGGCAGCAACAUCGAGCCCAGUGUCAGAAGCUGCUUCCAGUUUGCCAACAACAAACCAGAGAUCGAAGCAGCCCUCUUCCUGGACUGGAUGAGGCUGGAACCUCAGUCCAUGGUGUGGCUGCCUGUCCUGCACAGGGUGGCUGCUGCCGAGACUGCCAAACACCAGGCGAAGUGUAACAUCUGUAAGGAGUGCCCCAUUAUUGGAUUCAGGUACAGAAGUUUAAAGCACUUUAACUAUGACAUCUGCCAAAGUUGCUUCUUCUCUGGCCGUGUUGCAAAAGGUCACAAAAUGCACUAUCCCAUGGUGGAAUACUGCACACCAACAACUUCAGGAGAAGACGUCCGUGACUUUGCCAAGGUACUAAAAAACAAAUUUCGAACAAAAAGAUAUUUUGCAAAGCACCCACGAAUGGGCUACCUGCCUGUGCAAACUGUCUUGGAGGGAGACAACAUGGAAACUCCUGUUACUCUGAUCAACUUCUGGCCAGUAGAUUCUGCGCCUGCCUCGUCCCCUCAGCUCUCACACGAUGAUACUCAUUCACGCAUUGAACAUUAUGCUAGCAGGCUAGCAGAAAUGGAGAACACCAAUGGUUCUUAUCUAAAUGACAGUAUUUCACCCAAUGAGAGCAUCGAUGAUGAACACUUGUUAAUCCAGCACUACUGCCAAAGUCUGAAUCAGGAGUCCCCACUGAGCCAGCCCCGAAGCCCUGCCCAGAUCCUGAUUUCUCUGGAGAGUGAGGAGAGAGGGGAACUGGAGAGAAUCCUCGCAGACCUGGAGGAGGAAAACAGAAACCUGCAAGCAGAGUAUGACCGUCUGAAGCAGCAGCAUGACCACAAAGGACUGUCUCCACUGCCGUCCCCGCCGGAGAUGAUGCCGGUCUCUCCGCAAAGCCCCCGGGAUGCUGAGCUCAUUGCAGAAGCCAAGCUGCUUCGCCAGCACAAGGGCCGCCUGGAAGCCAGGAUGCAGAUCCUGGAGGAUCACAACAAACAGCUGGAAUCACAGCUGCACAGGCUGAGGCAGCUGCUGGAGCAGCCACAGGCAGAUGCCAAGGUGAAUGGUACAACACUAUCAUCUCCUUCUACCUCUUUGCAGAGGUCAGGCAGCAGUCAGCCAAUGCUUCUUCGUGUAGUUGGCAGCCAGACUUCAGAAACCAUGGGUGAGGAUGAGCUGCUCAGCCCUCCCCAGGACACAAGCACAGGUUUGGAGGAAGUGAUGGAGCAGCUGAACAACUCCUUCCCUAGCUCCAGAGGUGUUUGGUACCCUUUUUUUUUGCUGCUCUUUGUUUUCAUUUUAACAAUAGCUGUAGAGAAACCUGUCUUGUGUAGAGUGGAGAAGCAGCCUGCUCCUCCUUUAGCUCAAGCUGCCUCCACAGGUAGCCCUUGCUAGAUAUGUGGAUGAAAAAAUGUCUGUAUGAGACUUUCUUCUCAAAGCGUUUUCUUUGCUUCCUUUUUGCCAUGUUCCUUUUCUCACAGCAUUUCCUCUUUUUUUGGUUAGUCCCCUUGCUGAUUUAUUUUUCAUUACAUGUCUUAGCACAUUUUUCUUCUGUCCUUCCUUAUCUUUCUCCAAGAAGAAUCUGAUGUGAAAUAAUAUUAAAGUUCUACGUCAAAGUUCUCAACCAUGUAGCACUUGGGUGCAGAGGGAUGGAGUAAAAAUGAGUGGGCUGCUUGUUUGUGCAGUAUGGGCUGCACUUGUGUGCACAGCCACAACAUUUCUUUCACUUGUUUCCAUUUUGCUCAUUCCUGUUGUUUGCUAAAGAUGAUCAGUUUGUGUUACUGGGAUUUAUUUGUUCAGCCUUUUUUCAUUUAAGAAAGUCUUUUCUGAGCCCAGAGAAAAUACUCUGCUGCCAAGAAAAAUGGCUUAGAUUCCUAGCAGGAGAUGGGAAGUUUGGGGUAUUGCCUGUUGCUGUGAAGCAAGGUUCAGACAUAAACCUCUUGGCAAGAGAAAGUCCUGGUGUCUAUUGGCAGCCUGUUAAGUGGAUUUAAAUAGGGGCAUAGACUUUCCACAGGGCCUUUUGCACAGUUUUCACACAACACUCAGAGGUUCUUCUUCAGUAUAGAAAUGCAUUAACCAUUGUACUAGACCUUCAGUGGAGUCGAGUUUUCUCCAUCCUUUGGUUUCAAAGCAAGCUCAGCUCUCACCAGACAUCAUCUGUGAGCAGUGGAAAAGAAGGCAGGAAAAACCAUAUAAGAUCUCAUGCUAUAAAUCAAAAGUUGGAACCAUUUAGAAAGAUCUCAUGAAAGAAAAUCUAAACCAAUAAAUUAACUGUAGUCAUCUCAACAUUAUGUGAAAAAAAUCAUAUGUCUCGAUAUUAAUUAUGUCUCAUUUUGUUCCGAUAUUAAUUAUGAGAGACAACAGGUGAAAAAUCUUUCAUCAAUCUAUCUAUCAUUUAUGAAGAUAAAAGUGGACUUAUUUUUAAAGUUGCUGUGUAUGAGGUUGCAACAGACAGUUUUCUUAUCAGUGACCAUAAUUUGUGUAAAUAUGUUGUAUUUAGGAGAUCUUGCAUAAUAGUAUGUGUCUAGAUGUAGAUAGCCCAUGUGUUAAAAUAUUCACCAAAUAUGAACAAUUAGGUUUCUCUGUUCUUCAUGUGUCUUUUGAUGCAUUUGCAUGAAUGCCAGGUUUAUGUUUUUACUUUUGGAUGAAGUGUAGGAGUGGUCUGAAUAGGCUCUCUGUAAGAGUUCAUCCUACAACCAGUGCAGAUGGAUUUCCAUUCACUGGCUGAUACAGAAGGCUACUGACAUUGUCAAUUUUGCUGAGAUCUCAUGCAAACUUCUGUUACUGGAGUUUUCUUCUGUUCCAGUUUUAACAAUUAAAUUAUAGUCAGCUGAUCUCCACAUACACAGAGCUCACAUCCACAGCUGAUCUGCUUCAGCCUCAUGUAAACCUUCACUGUGACAUGAAGGAUGCUGUGGUCAGUCCGAUUCCACAGGCAUCAGGGACCUGACUUAUAAUUUACAAGACUGCAUUAAGAAGAAAAGGAAGCAGAGUUGAUUGGUCUCAACAAACUACUGAACCAGGAACCUUUUUGCUGUUGAGAGGUACAAAUCUGUAUCUCAGGUUUCUAAUCUAUAAUAAAAGAUCAAAGUGUAAUUGCGAAAGAGUGAAAGCACUUUGGCAAAGCAGCCUGAGAAGAGGGCUGAGUGUGAGGACUCGGGUGUGGUGCGAGUCACAUUUUGUUUCUUGCCAUUACAAGCUGGAUUGAAUCUCAAGGUAUAGGUGGAAUACCUACCUCAAGUAGGUAUUUGGGAAACAGAACAAUAAAACCAAACAAGCAUUCAGCCUAGAUCCAUAAGGAAUACAUUUUCUUAUAUUGUUUCUUAUUAAGUAGAAUUAAAAAAAAAUUGUCAGAUGCAAGUGUUUCUUGUCAUGUUAGUCUGACAUUCAGAAAUGGGUUGUGAUAUAGGAGAUGGUGGAAUUGGCAGUGCUGGGGUGGACUCAGUUAACUUAAAAGUCUUUUUCAACCUUAGUGAUUCAAUGAAAUGUGGUUUCUUUGUGUCCUGUAAAACAAGCAUGUUAAAUUUCAAGCUAAAUAUCCAGCAUGUCACAGCACAGAGAGUGACACACCUUUUGAAUCAGGGACAUGAUUCUGGGUGUCCUAUUGCCAGUAGGAGAACAGCAACUUAGAGGGGUGCAGAACAAUGUGACAAGAGCAAACUGGACUCUGGAAGUUUUGGUUAUGAGAAAAGUUCAAAGCUAAAUAAGCAGUGAAGAGAGAAAAGGAUCGAAUUUCUGUGCUUGGGUGCACAGAUGUGUAAUUGAGCAUCACAGGAUAUAAAUUAACAGCAAAAUAUUUAGUCUAAAUACUGUCAAAAGCACUUGAAGAGUAAGAUUUACUCAGGCUGGAAAGCAGUUUACUAAAGCAAGUAGCAGCUCUUAUUUUGGACUUCUAAAACAAAGCAGUAAAAUGUAGUAGUAAUUAACUGUCACUCACCUGGAGAUAGAUUCUUUAUGAUGAUGAUAUUUUCCAAGCUUUUGCUGCAUAGUGUUGUUUUUAAAAGGGCAUCAAGGCCUCAUAGCAUCAUUUUGAAUGUAUUUUAGAAAAGCACGUGUAAAACAAAUUGUGUCAUAGACCUGCAUAAGCAGACCUCAGAUGCAAUAGCUUGUGUACUAUAUACCUUUUAUAGGGGUUUUGUUUGUUGUUUCUUCAGUUUAACCUUUUGGCAGUUCUUGGCAUUUCCUAAGGAGCACAGGACCUCCAUGCUCCUUGCACAGCUGGCUGUUGGUGCCGAAAGCUGUUUCAUUUCUGGAGAGAGAAAUUCUGCUGAAUACCUGAUGACUGCUGUCCUUAAGGAAUUUUUCUUUCCUUUUAAUCUACAAGGUUUCCCAUCCAUUCCUCUUUCACUUUGCUGCUCCCAGCAAAUUCACAACUGCUGCAGCUGCUUCAAACAGCUGCUGUGCUAACUCAAAACAGAUGUCAAAGCCAGAGGUCUGACAUUUAGUGGAAAUCUACCAUUAAAUACCACCUCAGUGGUUUAUUUGACCCUGCUUGAUAAUGGGCCACAGAGGAAAACAUUUUCACGCUGUAUUUGUGCCCAAACUACUAAAUCUCCAGGGAAUUGGUUCACAGUUAGAAAGCAAGAUUGACAGGCUAGUAUUUUUAAAGCCAAAUUCAUCUCUCCUGCAGCACUGAGGACAAAAAAGUUGUACCACUUCUGGUGGAUCUCAUGGUGGACCGGCUGAGGUUUGCAGUUGUGAUUCCAUGGUGACUGCUUUCUGUGAAUGAUGUUCAGAGAGGAAUUUAGGGGCAGAAGUUCUUGAGCUGGCUGAAGUUGGUGAGAGCACUUCCCAGAUUUCAGUGCAGGGCCCUUGCUGGGGAAUAAUGAAGAUGUGGGAGCCAAGAAAUGGAUAGAAAUGAGAGCAUGACGGCUUGAAAGAGCUAAAAGGACAUGACAUAACGUGAAACCAUUUGGAGAGAGAUCAGUACUCGCUUACUGUUUACCGUGGUAUUGGUUAACACAAAUGUGGUCUUGUGCAGUGAAAUUACAAGACCCCACAGCAAUAAAUGAAUGGCACUGAGAAUAGCACCAUUUUUUAUAAGUUUUAUUUUUAUCCCAGUCACAUUUAAACACACCAGUCACAUUUUCUCCUCUCACUUUUGCAUCAGCCAGGCUCUGUUAUGAGCAGGACUAAUGUCCUAAGUAGAAUUAGCAACUUUCAGCACUGCAAAUAAUGCAGUUUCUCUUAUUGUGACAGCAAAAUGUUACACUUUUCACACCUUACUGAAUCAGUGGAAGAGUACCCUGGAGUUUAUACUGCAGGGUAUUCUGGAAAUACUCUUCCAGUUCAGAUAUCCUGGCCCCUUCUGGAUCGUAUCACCUUGUCUGUGCUAUGGUCCUGCAUCCCACAGCAGUGAGCCUGGGUGACUGAGAUCCCUCAUCACUCCCCUGUGGCACAACACUACUGAUCUGGCUACACCUCUAGAGCUGCAGAUGAGAUGAUGAAGGGCAUGACUAGGUCUUUGGUGUUUUAUAAUGCCCAAAUGUGUGCCUUUGUCUGUGGUACAAUGUCAUGUAGCUUUCCAAAAAAGAAGAAGAAAGAAAAACUCUUCUAUUUUUUAAGAACAGGAAAUCUUGAUUUGAGCAGGAAUAAUAGAUGAUUAGGCACCCAUGGAUUACAUAUCAGUGUUUUGAUGCCUUAUAGGACACAAAUUUUCAGAACUGCAGCAGUAUAGACAAUCUUCUUCCUCUGCAAUUUAUGCCAAGCCACAUUCUUUGCCUUAAAACUUAGAAACACGCAUUCAUAUGCAAAGAAGGAAACAACGUAAAAUCCAUUAAACCCUUUUUAAUCUCCUCCAGUAGAAAUUAGCUGUUACUGUAGUAGCACUACUCUUUUUUGCAUCUAACAAAUUCUAGGGCUGAUUACUCACCACAGACUGUCCUCACCAGCUGUUUUGUGUGGUGCUGAGCUAUCCCAGUUACCUUUAAAUGCAUUCAUUUUAAAGCAAAAUCCACUCUGUCUCAUGUAGCUUUAAAUUAAACACUGUGUAGCUGCAGUUGUAGGUGCUUGUCCAGACAGGUAGGCAUUUCUUAAGACCUCCAAAAGGAUCCAGUAUUUUGCAUGUGAGCAGUUCCUUCUCUCUUCUUGACCCGAGCUAAACUGUCAUCUGCUGGAUCUCACUCCUGACCCAGGACUCUUGCACACCAGGCUGUACCAGGCUGCAGUUUCUUGGAGUCCUUAACUAGACCACCUGCUGACCUAAACUCUGGGGCUCUUCCUCAAAUGACCAAAGCAUGCAAUGGAUUUCAUAUCUUCAAGGAGUUACUGUUACAUGAUUUAUAUUGGUGAGAGAUUCCCUCAAAGAAGGGCAUUUUUUUAGGGAAUUCAUGGCUCCUGAUAAAAGUGCCAGAGGAGAUGGCAUGCUCUGUAGGCACAUGUGUAAGUCCUAGAGAGUUAGGCAGGCUUACAGGGUGGAGUCCUUAGUGAAGGGAUACAUCUAGCCCUGGUGCCUCUGUGCACCACCAGCGUGUUUGAUACAGACUUUGCACCAGAGUCCAGGCUCUGCUGAGGAGCAGAAUAAAAACCCACAUACAUGCAGAACAUGUUAUUGUCAAACCUGUUAUUGUCAUUUCUAAUAGUAAUUGUGCUGCUGGGGAGAGGGAGAGGGACAGGAAGGAAGGGAAUCAAAUUUCCUGUGUUCAAUAAAUGGUAGCCUUUGCUGUCCAGGCUUUCAGAGGCUGCCCCAGCCCUUUCCAUUGCCUGGAGUUUGUGGCUGAGCUGAGGCUGUGGCCCAUGGUGGUCAGGGAUGCCAUUCCCUUCCUCUGCCCUCUCCUCCUCUCCUUUCCUGCCUCUGCCCAGCUCUGUUCUGCUGUUGACCCUUGUUCUGCAACUUGUAAAAUACCUGCAAAGCUAUUUAUUGCCUUCCUUCCCUUCUCCUACAGGCUUCCACACCUAGAGAAAAACUCGAUAGCAAUUAGGUUACUGUGACCAGCAUGUUCUCCCAUAGGUAUCUGUCGCUCUCCCUGUUUUCUCAUACAUUGCUUACAAUUACAUCGUUUGCAGCAGCUCUGGGGCAAAGAUCAUCCUCUUUCUUGAACAGCAUUUACCACAGUGACUUUCUCACCUCAGACUGCAAGUCUGGCCCUGCCAGCGUGGGCAGUGAUGUGACAGUGACAGUGGGACACUCCUUCUGGAGACAGCAAGCAUCUUAUUGUCACUGGCUGUGUGUUGGGAAGGGAGUGUUUGCUGUUGAUUGACACCUGGCUUUCUUUGUUUAAAAAUAAAUAUGCUAUGAGAAGUGUUUGAGAAGAAUCAAUGUGAUCGAAGUGUGGAGGCUUGUUAGGGACAUCUUUUCAGAUAAAUUAUUGACUCCUCCGUUUUGGCAGUUCUUGAACAGAAUGAGAUACUUUCCCCUUUUUCCCUUUUUACUCAACCUUUUCUUUUCUCUCCUCCCCUCUGCCCCUUCAGUUUUACCAUGCUUGCAGAUCAGCACGUUGCAAACAUAUUUUGGAAUAUAUUUAUCUUGAAUGUGAGCAUGUUGUUUUCCAGCAUGCAGCUCUAGGUGUAAAAAAAGUGUGUGUGUACACAUGUGUGUAUUUAUUAAUGGAUACCUCAAUGUUUGUAGGCCAUAAUACAAUGUAAAGUGACUGGAUAAAUUAAUUUGACAUUGGAAAAAAAUAUUUUACUGCUUACACUGAUUGCCAAGAGUACUCAACUUAAGGAAAUUAGGAUGCUCAGAAAGUGAAUUCAGAUCUCUGCAAUCCUUAUUCUCAACUGAAAGGCCUAUAAGUUGGGGCUGGUGGUUUUCGCAAGUGUUUUGAGAGGUUUAAACAAGCCACAGGUGACAGAACUGUUGCUGAAUAAAUCAGGUCAGAAUCAUCGUUGGAUUUCAGUGCACUUUCAGUCUUUCUUUAAGCAGAAAUGUGGUUUUUAUUUAAUAUUAAAUAUCUAAAUGGAAAUGGAAGUGUCUCUUACAGUAUAAAAUAUAUGUUCAUGUGUGGUUUUUUCCCUUACUUUGCUGAUAUAUAUUCCACUUCCUCU
This is a messenger RNA of Myiozetetes cayanensis, 18226 nucleotides long. It is a transcript of the gene DMD, whose product is annotated as dystrophin. Gene Ontology annotation, cellular component: plasma membrane. NCBI's taxonomy places the organism in Eukaryota, Metazoa, Chordata, Aves, Passeriformes, Tyrannidae. The record is from RefSeq and is a predicted model, not a curated record. The coding region runs from base 446 to 11638 and encodes 3730 amino acids. Gene Ontology annotation, molecular function: zinc ion binding; protein binding. Gene Ontology annotation, biological process: synaptic signaling. The transcript has 78 exons.